Alternaria atra is the source of this 1812-nucleotide messenger RNA. RefSeq lists its product as uncharacterized. The record is from RefSeq and is a predicted model, not a curated record. The coding region runs from base 1 to 1812 and encodes 603 amino acids. Gene Ontology annotation, molecular function: peptidase activity. The transcript has 3 exons. Gene Ontology annotation, biological process: protein modification by small protein removal. NCBI's taxonomy places the organism in Eukaryota, Fungi, Ascomycota, Dothideomycetes, Pleosporales, Pleosporaceae.
AUGGAAGUUCAACUGUACGUGUACGACCUUUCCCAAGGUCUUGCACGGAGCAUGUCGAUGCAAUUUUUGGGUAUUCAGAUCGAUGCUGUAUACCACACGUCCAUCGUACUCGACGGCAUAGAAUACUACUACGGGCAGGGGGUGCAGACAUGUCGCGCGGGAACUACACACCAUGGCCGGCCGAUGGAAGUCAUCACGCUCGGGCAAACUGCACUUCCCAUGGAGGUCAUAUUGGAGUACCUCGAAUCUUUGAAGGAGGUUUACACAGCUGAGUCCUACGAUCUGUUUGCGCACAACUGCAAUAACUUCUCCAACGACUUCGCCAUGUUCCUGGUUGGCAAGGGAAUACCAGACCACAUCACCUCGCUCCCGCAGACCGUCCUCAACACACCGUUUGGACAGAUGCUCAGACCGCAAAUCGACGCUGCUAUGCGACCCAUCACCCAAGCACCGACCCCUCAGCCGGUACAACCACAAGCCCAUUCGAAACCUUCGAGCGCAAACAAAUCUCACGGGGUCUCCUCAGGAGGGAGUGCAUUGGAAAUGAAUACGGGCAGGGUCAACAAUAUAACAGCGCUGAAAGAUGUAGAUCGACUUCUCGACCUCGCCAAAGACCGCUGCGCUAUCAUCUUCUUUACAAGCUCUACAUGCGCGCCAUGUAAGCUGGUAUACCAACCGUACGAUGGUCUCGCUGCCGAAACCGGUACAAAAUGUGUCUUCAUCAAGAUCGACUUCAGCCACGCCGAUCGCUCGAUUAACACACGCUACCCGCACGUUCGCGCAACUCCAACGUUCAUAACAUAUCUCAGAGGCGAGAAGCGAGACGAGUGGAGUGGGGCUGAUCCGAGGCAGCUGCGGAAUAACGUGGAGAUGCUAGUCAACGCUGCAUUCCCGACGCAUCCACAUCUAGAGAAGAGCACUCCCAUGUUGUUGCGGCAAAGUCAAAGACCCGUCAAGUUUACAAAAAUACCCCCACUGGAGAAGCUGGUCGCAAAGAUGGGGGACACUGGGAAAGACUCGGCUGUGUCGUCCAUCGUAUCCUUCCUCAAGACCCGCGAGCAAUCUGGAGCUAUAGAGGCACCAUUGGGUGAUCUCCCGCAGUUUGCUCAAUUCCUGAGGAAGAGCACCUCGGUACUCCCACCAGAGCUUCUCUUCACCGCUUUGGACCUACUUCGGAUAUCAUUGACCGACAUCCGUGUGGCAGGCUUCUUCGCGGAGGAACACAAAGGAGCGACGGGCACGCCUGCUACCAUCCACCAUCUGCUCGACCAUGUCGACAAGCUCGGAGAUUCUGCACCUUACCCGCUCCGACUCACGACGUUACAUCUAGCCUGCAAUCUCUUCAUCUCCCCGCUAUUCAUACCACAUCUUCUCUCCCCGCCCCUCUCGUCAACACUAAUUUCCCUCUUAACAACCGCCCUCCUUGACGAAAAACACCCCGCGCUCAAGGCCUCAGCCCUCAGCCUAGCGAUGAACAUGACAUCUUCAAACCAUCAAAUACGCAUGAAGAAGCACAGCGCUAAUCCGUCGUCGUCGCUGUCCACGGAGACCGAGCUACUCGAAGCGGAACAAGGCGAGCUUCUGGCUUCGCUGCUGGAGACUAUUAGUACGGAAGAGGUGUGGAGCGACAAUUUGAAGAUGAGUGUUGUUUGUGUGGGGUGGCUUGUGUAUGCGGCGGAUUUGCAGGGCGAGUUGAGGGAUACGUGGAGGGUUAUGGAUGCGGCGGGGACUGUGGGGAAGGUUGAGGCGAAGGCGAAGGCGGCAGAGGAUAGGAUGAUGGUUAGGGAGGUUAGAGGAUUGUUGGACGUAUAG